This is a messenger RNA of Procambarus clarkii (red swamp crayfish), 741 nucleotides long. Its product is annotated as small ribonucleoprotein particle protein SmF. Gene Ontology annotation, biological process: mRNA splicing, via spliceosome; spliceosomal snRNP assembly. Gene Ontology annotation, molecular function: RNA binding. Lineage: Eukaryota; Metazoa; Arthropoda; Malacostraca; Decapoda; Cambaridae. The record is from RefSeq and is a predicted model, not a curated record. Gene Ontology annotation, cellular component: catalytic step 2 spliceosome; pICln-Sm protein complex; U1 snRNP.
GGAUGGCCGCCCACGAGGGAGGCUUUGGCGAUGUUGGCUGUCUCCACGCUACCUGUGGCAGCCAAACUAUAUGGUCUAGAGCACUGGCUCUAUCGGUCAAUAGAGCUUCGGCCUCUGUGGUUCGAGUCUCCUAGAGCCCAGUCUGUAGCUGUUCCAACCCCAAUCAACCCCAAACCAUUCCUGAACCAGCUGACUGGUCAAGCAGUCAUUGUAAAGCUCAAAUGGGGUCAUGAAUACAAAGGCAUCCUUGUGUCAGUUGAUGGAUACAUGAAUCUUCAGCUUGCUAACACCGAGGAAUAUAUUGAUGGUCAGUCCACCGGUAGUUUAGGAGAGGUGCUCGUCCGCUGUAACAAUGUUCUUUACAUCCGUGGAGCUGAAGAUGAUGACGAAGAAGAAGGCCAAAUGAAGGAAUAGUAAACUACCGAAUGAUACCAAAAUGUACCCGAAUGGUUUUAUUUUAUUUUUUUAUUAGCUAGUUUAAGUGUGUUGUAAAUGUUGGUUUGCUUAUUGAAGUACACCAGUGAAUGCAUUGAAUCUGGAAUAGAUUUUCUGAAACUAAAAGCAUCGGUGUGUUUUUUAGAUGUAGGCAACAAUGUUGAAAAUUUGAUUACUUAUUAAAACACUUGCAGUUUUUACAAUAAGAUUUGUAUAAACGUGUGUAAAUGUUUUUGGACCUGUAAAGAAUGAAUUUGUUUCAGUUUGUAUUCAAAAUGCUAUAUACAUAAUGUAACUUUGUAAAAA